AUGUCCACGGCAACGGCCAAGGAGGAGGAGGCGGCCGCCGCUUCGGUGGCGGCCACGGCGCCCGCAAUGGGCGGCGAGGAGGCCGCCGCGCGGGCCACGCAGAAGCGCUACGAGGCCCUCCUCACGGUGCGGGCCAAGGCGGUCAAGGGCAAGGGCGCCUGGUACUGGGCGCACCUCGAGCCCGUUCUUAUCCCGCCCGUCGACACCGGCAUGCCGCCCAAGGCCGUCAAGCUGCGCUGCGCCCUCUGCUCCGCCGUCUUCUCCGCCUCCAACCCGUCACGGACCGCCUCCGAGCACCUCAAGCGUGGCACCUGCCCCAACUUCGCUGCCCCGCCGCCGGGACCCGCCGGCGCCUCGGGCUCGCAGCCGUCGCCGACGUCCACGCAGCAGCAGCUUGCGCUGCCGUCCAACUCCACCGCCUCGUCCCCUGUCCCCAUCUCCUCCAUUGCGCCCUCCUCGCCGCGCCACCACCAGCACCACCACUCCAAUCCGCACCAUCACCACCACCACCAACAACAACAAUCCGGCAACCGCAAACGCCACUCCAUGCCGCCCGCGUACACGCCAGCGGACCCCGUGUCCCACCAUCAUCACCUCGUCGUUGUUGACCCGUCCUCGGUCUACUCUCCGGCGUUGCCCGCUCUGCCGGCGCCCCCUGCGCCACACCAGUCGUCGGCACUCGUGCUCUCCGGCGGCAAAGACGACUUGGGUGCUCUCGCCAGGCUCGAGGACAGCGUCAAGCGCCUUAAGUCACCCAAGGCAUCGCCGGUCGCCAUGAUGCCCAAGCUCCAGGCUGACGCGGCGCUCGCCUUGCUGGCCGACUGGUUUCUAGAGUCAUCGCCUGGCGUAUCCCUCUCCGCCGCUAGCCAUCCCAAGCUCCGGGCCUUCCUCCGCCAUGUCGGGCUACCGGACCUGCAGCGCGCCGACCUUGCUGGCCCGCGUCUCGACGCCCGCUUCGCUGAGGCGCGCGCCGACGCCACCGCGCGGGUUCGGGACGCGCUCUUCUUCCAGCUUGCCGCCGACGGCUGGCGGGAGAAGGUGGUCACUCUCUCUGUCAACCUCCCAAAUGGCACGUCCGUGUUCCACCGCGCUGUGCCGGUACCCGCCAUGGCGCCCUCAGACUACGCCGAGGAGCUGAUGCUCGACGCCGUGGCUUCCGUCUCAGCCUCAGGUUCCUCCAACGACCUCCACCGUUGCGCAGGCAUAGUUUCUGACCGCUUCAAAUCAAAGGCGCUGCGUGAUCUUGAGAACAAGAACUACUGGAUGGUGAACCUAUGCUGCCAAAUCCAUAGCUUCACCCGUUUGGUGCGGGACUUCGCAAGGGAGCUGUCGCUUUUCCGCUCUGCCACAGCCAAGUCUGCCAAGCUUGCUGCCUACUUCAAUGCCAAACAGACGGUGCGGUCUUUGCUGCACAAGCAUCAAAUCCAAGAGCUCGGUCAUGCCUCGCUUCUUCGUGUCGCACAUGUGCCAUUUAACGGCAAUGGCAGCAACUGCCGUGCGGCCUUUGAGAUGCUGGAGGACAUUCUGAACUCUGCACACCCGCUCCAUCGUGCUGUGCAAGAGGACUCCUACAAGCUCGUGUGCAUCGAUGACUCGGUUGCCCGGGAGAUUGGGGAGAUGGUGCACAGUGAGGCUUUCUGGAUAGAGGUUGAUGCUGCGCAUUCGCUCGUGAAGCUGAUAAUGGAUAUGGUGAAGGAGAUGGAGGCUGAUCGGCCUCUUGUUGGGCAGUGCUUGCCGCUAUGGGAGGAAUUGCGUAGCAAGGUUAGAGAUUGGUGUGAGAAGUUCAACAUUGAUGAAGGUACUGUUCUGAAUGUGCUUGAGAAGAGGUUUAGAAAAAACUACCACCCAGCCUGGUCGGCCGCCUUUAUUUUGGAUCCUCUCUACCUUGUCAAGGAUGCCAGUGGGCGUUACCUCCCUCCGUUCAAGUGCUUGACGCCUGAUCAGGAGAAAGAUGUCGACAGGCUGAUCACUAGAAUGGUGUCCCGGGAAGAGGCGCACCUAGUUCUGAUGGAGCUGAUGAAAUGGCGGUCAGAUGGGUUGGACCCGUUGUAUGCACAAGCUGUGCAGGUGAGGCAGCCUGACCCCUCCACAGGGAGGAUGAAGGUCGCGAAUAAGCAGAGCAGCAGGCUUGUUUGGGAGACAUGUCUGAGUGAGCUCAAGUCGCUGGGCAAGGUAGCUGUGCGGCUCAUCUUCCUCCAUGCAACCUCCAGGGGUUUCAGAUGCACGCCGUCAAUGGUGCGCUGGCUCUCUGCACCAGGGAGCUUGGCAAGUGGCAACGAUAGAGCACACCGGUUGGUUUUUGUUGCUGCAAAUUCGAAGCUACAGAGGAGGGACUUCUCUAGCGAUGAAGACAAGGAUGCAGAGUUACUUGCUGAAGGGGAUGAUGAUAUGGCGAAUUUACCUGGCAGUGUGGAACCAUAA
This is a messenger RNA of Miscanthus lutarioriparius, 2421 nucleotides long. NCBI's taxonomy places the organism in Eukaryota, Viridiplantae, Streptophyta, Magnoliopsida, Poales, Poaceae. The record is from the annotation of a GenBank genome assembly.